Molecule: messenger RNA, 4507 nt
Organism: Acomys russatus (golden spiny mouse)
Lineage: Eukaryota; Metazoa; Chordata; Mammalia; Rodentia; Muridae
Gene: Ndst1
Product: N-deacetylase and N-sulfotransferase 1
Exons: 15
Coding region: 617-3265 (882 amino acids)
Cellular component (GO): Golgi apparatus
Molecular function (GO): deacetylase activity; heparan sulfate N-sulfotransferase activity
Source: RefSeq, a predicted model, not a curated record
UGUGUGAAAGCUUGCAGCUCUAGCAUGUGGACACUCACAGGGACUUUGACACUCUACAUACUUCUGCCUGUCACCUUUCUUCCUCUGUGGGGCGGGACAAUAGGAAGGGCCUGUCAGCUCAGCUAGGGCGGGGUCAGGAGCCAAAAGCCAGCGUCAUGGAUAUUUGACUUCCAGAUGGUACCAAAAGGGAAUAUAAUAUCAGUCUUUCCUCCUUUUCUCGGGACAGCUCCCCAGCCUUCACCCGGUGGGCCCAACGUGAGAGAGCGGCAUGCGGCACCCCCUGGCUGGCCCAGUGUCUUCUGACCUGCUGUUGACUGCCCCCAGGAGGCCCUGACGCCCUGGGGCACUUUUGCUCUGCACAGGACCACGUUGGGGUUUGCCAUGGUGACAUAAACGGGCGCAGAGGAAGGAAGGAGCAAGAGCAGGCUAUAGACUGUGCCCCUGGCUGGGAGAAAGGGCCAGGGGCCCACAGCUUUCCCUCCACUGCUCUGUGAACGUCUCACUUCCUAAGUCUCUGAAUCUCUCAGUCAGUGGACAACUCUUGGGCCUCCUGUGUGAGGUCUUGAGGGGGCCAGGUCAGGCUGGGCCUCUGCUGGUUGAGAUCUUGGGGGCCAGGAUGCCUGCCCUGGCGUGCCUCCGGAGGCUGUGUCGGCACAUGUCCCCACAGGCUGUCCUUUUCCUGCUGUUUGUCUUCUGCCUGUUCAGCGUCUUUGUCUCUGCCUACUACCUAUAUGGUUGGAACCGGGGCCUUGAGCCCUCAGCGGAUGCUUCUGAGUCCGACUGUGGGGACCCACCACCCGUUGCCCCUAGCCGUCUGCUGCCGAUCAAGCCCGUGCAGGCGGUCGCCCCUUCCCGGACGGACCCACUGGUGCUGGUAUUUGUGGAGAGCCUCUAUUCACAGCUGGGCCAGGAGGUGGUGGCAAUCCUGGAAUCCAGCCGCUUCAAGUACCGGACGGAGAUUGCCCCGGGGAAGGGGGACAUGCCCACACUCACUGACAAGGGCCGUGGCCGCUUCGCCCUCAUCGUCUAUGAGAACAUCCUCAAGUAUGUCAACCUGGAUGCCUGGAACCGGGAGCUCCUGGACAAGUACUGUGUGGCCUACGGCGUGGGCAUCAUUGGCUUCUUCAAGGCCAAUGAGAACAGCCUGCUGAGUGCACAGCUCAAAGGCUUCCCUCUUUUCCUGCAUUCGAACCUGGGCUUGAAGGACUGCAGCAUCAACCCCAAGUCCCCACUGCUCUAUGUGACACGGCCCAGUGAGGUAGAGAAAGGGGUGCUGCCCGGUGAGGACUGGACCGUGUUCCAGUCCAACCACUCUACCUAUGAACCAGUGCUGCUGGCCAAGACACGCUCCUCCGAGUCCAUCCCACACCUGGGUGCGGACGCUGGCCUGCAUGCUGCACUGCAUGCUACUGUGGUCCAGGACCUGGGCCUCCAUGAUGGCAUCCAGCGUGUGCUGUUUGGCAACAACCUCAACUUUUGGCUGCAUAAGCUUGUCUUCGUGGAUGCUGUGGCCUUCCUCACAGGGAAGCGCCUCUCGCUGCCUUUGGACCGGUACAUCCUGGUGGAUAUCGAUGACAUAUUUGUUGGCAAGGAGGGCACACGCAUGAAGGUGGAAGAUGUGAAGGCCCUGUUUGAUACACAGAAUGAACUUCGCACACACAUACCAAACUUCACCUUCAACCUGGGCUACUCGGGGAAAUUCUUCCACACAGGUACAGAUGCUGAGGAUGCUGGGGAUGAUCUGCUGCUGUCCUAUGUGAAAGAGUUCUGGUGGUUCCCCCACAUGUGGAGCCACAUGCAGCCCCACCUCUUCCACAACCAGUCUGUGCUGGCUGAGCAGAUGGCCCUGAACAAGAAGUUCGCUGUCGAGCACGGCAUUCCCACAGACAUGGGGUAUGCAGUGGCGCCCCACCACUCUGGUGUGUACCCUGUGCAUGUGCAGCUAUAUGAGGCCUGGAAGCAGGUGUGGAGCAUCCGUGUGACCAGCACAGAGGAGUACCCCCAUCUGAAGCCCGCCCGCUACCGCCGUGGCUUCAUCCACAAUGGCAUCAUGGUCCUUCCUCGGCAGACCUGCGGCCUCUUCACACAUACCAUCUUCUACAAUGAGUACCCUGGAGGCUCCAGUGAGCUGGACAAGAUCAUCAAUGGCGGCGAGCUCUUCCUCACUGUGCUCCUCAAUCCUAUCAGCAUCUUCAUGACACACUUAUCCAACUAUGGAAACGACCGCCUAGGGCUGUACACCUUCAAGCACCUGGUGCGCUUCCUGCACUCUUGGACCAACCUGAGGUUGCAGACACUGCCCCCUGUGCAGCUGGCCCAGAAGUACUUCCAGAUCUUCUCUGAGGAGAAGGACCCGCUUUGGCAGGAUCCCUGUGAGGACAAACGCCACAAAGAUAUCUGGUCUAAGGAGAAGACAUGUGACCGAUUUCCAAAGCUUCUCAUCAUUGGCCCCCAGAAAACAGGCACCACGGCCCUCUACCUGUUCCUGGGCAUGCACCCAGACCUCAGCAGCAACUACCCCAGCUCCGAGACCUUUGAGGAGAUCCAGUUUUUUAACGGCCACAACUAUCACAAAGGCAUUGACUGGUACAUGGAGUUCUUUCCUAUCCCCUCCAACACCACCUCUGACUUCUACUUUGAGAAAAGUGCCAACUACUUUGAUUCAGAAGUGGCACCACGGCGGGCAGCUGCCCUGUUGCCCAAAGCCAAGAUCCUCACCAUCCUCAUCAAUCCAGCUGACCGGGCUUACUCCUGGUACCAGCACCAGCGAGCCCAUGAUGACCCGGUGGCCCUAAAGUACACCUUCCACGAGGUGAUCACAGCUGGCGCUGAUGCCUCCUCAAAGCUGCGUGCUCUCCAGAACCGUUGCUUGGUCCCUGGCUGGUAUGCAACGCAUAUUGAACGCUGGCUCAGCGCCUUUCAUGCCAACCAGAUCCUGGUCUUGGAUGGCAAACUGCUGCGUACAGAACCUGCCAAAGUGAUGGACACAGUGCAGAAGUUCCUUGGGGUGACCAGCACUGUUGACUACCACAAAACCUUGGCGUUUGACCCAAAGAAAGGAUUUUGGUGCCAACUGCUUGAAGGAGGAAAAACCAAGUGUCUGGGCAAAAGCAAGGGACGGAAAUAUCCAGAGAUGGACUUGGAUUCCCGAGCCUUCUUGAAGGAUUACUACCGGGACCACAACAUUGAGCUCUCUAAGCUGCUGUAUAAGAUGGGCCAGACACUGCCCACCUGGCUGCGGGAGGACCUCCAGAACACCAGGUAGCCUCGGCCACCACAGCCAGACAGAACGCUUGUGUUAGCAGGGAUGUCCUGCCUCACACUGAGCCAGACUGACCUGCCAAGAAGGGUGCUGGGCCCGGCCAGCCAAAAGCAACGAGCAAUACUCUGCUAAGGCCCAUUGGGGCCGGAAGCCCAGGCAGGUCUGCAAACGCCUCAGCAUCCACUGCUGGAUGUGUGGCCUGUGGGACCUCUCUGGUACCGGAGGUCCAUUCCGUUCGUUUGCAGCCCCCCUGCCUGGGGGAGACCACUUCCUGUUGGUGGAAGGUCAUUUCCUGGUAGGAGGAGUCCUGGAGACUCCCUCCUGUCCCUCACUGUGUUCUACCACUCCUGCCCUUUCCUUUGUCACAUCAUACCCUGUUCCAGCAGGGUGUCCCCUCAGUAUUAGGUGCCAUAUUUCCCUGUCCUCCAGACAGUAAAGGAGAAGAGCGCAGCUGGGCCUUUCGCCCAACUAGGUAGGAAGACCGGGCAUGUCCCUGAGGGUUUUGAGCCAGGCUCUGCCGGGCUUUCGCUAGGCACCCAGAUGCACUCAUUGGAUUGGAUGUGAGGGUGGCCAUCUUGAGAGGACAUAUGGCCUCUGUAUUUGGGUUAUUACUAUCACAUCUCAUCUCCCCUUUGUGGGAAAGACUCUGCUCCCUAUCAUGUCCACCUAGCACUCAUGGUCUCCUGUAGGCCCUGGGCCACUGCCAUGCCACUGGGCCCAGAGACGUGGGCCUUGGCCCUGUCCUGUUCACCUGGAUGUGACACGUGGUGUUUCCUGUGGUAAAGGCUGAAGCGAGUCAGGAGUCUGCCAGUGUCCUUGCUCCCAUGUACAUAUCUCGUUUCACAGCCACCGUUCGGCCCAGUGGACACGACAGAGGCAGCAAGCAGUGCUGUCCACUGCUCUGCCCAGCAACCUGUGGCCGAGGGUCCCCAGAGACCCCCUUAACCUCCCAAAUACUAAGACGCUAAAGUAUUUUAAUAUUAUGUGUUUUUUUUUUCUUGGUGCCAGAGUUUAUACCCUGGGUGCUGGGGUCGCACUGUGUUUUAUAUAUAUAUAUAUAAUGUGUAUAUAUAUAUUAUAUUUUUUUUGGUUGGGUUUGUUUUUAAUUCAGUCGUACACAAUGGUGGCAAGCCCUGGCCUCAAAGGAUUGUCGUAUCUUAAUGCUAGAGAAUGAGGUGGAGGGAAGGGGAGGGUGCUCGUAAGAGCCCAGGCCUCAGGGAGACCGCGUGAAGGGCCCUGCUUCCC